AUGCCAACCGAAAUGAGAGGACUCAAUCAAUAUAUCGCGGAUCUGCGUGCUUGCAGAGUUCGCGAACUAGAGGAGAAGCGGAUCAAUAAAGAGAUGGCCAACAUCCGACAAAAGUUCAAGGAUGGAAAUCUUGAUGGAUAUUCAAAAAAGAAAUACCUCGCAAAAAUUGUAUUUACUUAUAUAUUGGGUUAUCAAGUUGAUAUCGGUCAUAUGGAGGCUGUCAAUUUGAUUUCAAGUCCAAAGUAUUCAGAAAAACAAAUCGGAUAUCUUGCUUUGACCUUACUCAUGCACGAAAACUCAGAUUUGGUCCGAUUAGUUAUUAAUUCGAUCCGUAAAGACCUCGAUGAACAUAACGAAGCCAAUAACUGUCUCGCGCUUCAUGCGAUCGCUAACAUCGGUGGAAAGGAAAUGUCUGAAAGUCUAUUAAAUGACGUCUAUAGUCUCCUCAUAAGCCCUAUCUCAAAAGAAUUUGUUAAAAAGAAGGCUGCUCUUACUCUUUUGAGGCUCUAUCGCAAACAUCCCGAAAUUUUUCCAAUCUCAGACUGGGCUCUACGGAUUGUAUCACUCAUGGAUGAUGGAAAUAUGGGUGUCUGUUUAGCAGUCACAAGUUUGGUUCUCACAUUGGCACAAGACCACCUGGAAGAUUUCGCAGUGUGUUAUCAAAAAGCAGUGGAUCGUCUAAACAAGAUCGUUGUACAACAAGACACGCCCAGUGAAUAUAUAUACUACAAGGUACCUAUACCCUGGUUGCAGUGCAAACUCUUGCGACUGUUGCAGUACUAUGCACCUACAGAAAUUCCGACCGUUUUGUCAACUUUAGAGCUGGUCUUACAAACAAUCUUACGAAACACGCAAGAAACACCUAAAAAUGUACAGCAUAAUAAUGCACAGAAUGCAGUCUUGUUCGAAGCGAUCAAUCUGGCGAUUCAUCUCGAUCCCAACUCAGAUCUUGUCCAACAAGCUUCUGCUUUACUGGCUAAAUUCAUUUUAUCCAAGGAGACCAACGUCCGAUAUCUGGGUCUUGAUACGAUGUCUCAUCUCGCAGCUCGAUCUGACAAUCUCGAAACACUCAAACAACAUCAAGAUACAAUUAUCCUAAGUCUUCGUGAUAAGGACAUUAGCGUACGACGGCGUGGACUUGACUUACUGUAUUCAAUGUGUGAUACUUCAAAUGCAAAAGUGAUUGUUGGAGAAUUAUUACGUUACUUGGCAAUCUCAGAUUAUGCUUUAAGAGAAGAAUUAGUGUUGAAGAUUGCAAUUUUAACUGAAAAGUUCGCAAAAGAAUAUGAAUGGUAUCUUGAUACAAUCUUAAAGUUGAUGAGUACUGCUGGUGAUCAUAUUGGAGAUGAGAUUUGGUAUCGGGUGAUUCAAAUUGUGACCAAUACAAUUGAACUACAAGAAUAUGCGGUCAAGAAAGUCUUUGAGUAUCUUCAUAUGCCUACAUGUCACGAGCAAUUAAUCAAGGUGGCAGCGUAUAUCAUGGGAGAGUUUGGCCACUUGGUCGCAAAUGAAGAAGGCCUUUCACCAAUCGAACAGUUUCAGAUCUUACAUUUGAAAGCAAACUUGUGUUCACCUUCGACUCGUUCUAUGCUCUUGACCACAUACUUGAAAUGGGUUAACUUAUUCCCCGAAAUUCGAACUCAAUUAAUCGACGUCUUUGAAAGAUACACACAUGUUUUGGAUGCCGAACUCCAGCAGCGAGCAUGUGAAUAUCUGGCCAUCGCAAAAUCACCGGACGAUGAUUUGCUUCAGACUGUUUGCGAUGAAAUGCCACCAUUCCCAGAACGAGAAAGUGCUCUUUUGAGUAGGUUGACUAAGGCCCAAGGACAGACGGGCGAUAAGCGGACGUGGGUGAUCGGUGGGAAGGAAGCCAAUCAAGAGAAGGUGGAAGGUCGUUCCAAUGGCAUGCGACGUCAGCAACCCAGUACACAACCCAAACCGAUAGGUGGUAAUGGUACCGCGGAUGGCGACCAAUCUACAUCCGGUAUCUCUGAGUCAAGGGCGACUAAUGAUCUCAUGGGAGAUUUGUCAGGGCUGGACCUCACUACUCCUGGACCGUCUGCUCCAUCUGGUAGUACAUCUCUUUCUGCACCUAGCACAUCUGCCUUCACGCACGGUAGUCAGAUUGAAUUGACACGACUGAGUUAUAAGUCUGAAGGCGUAUUGUAUGAAGAUGCACAAUUACAGAUCGGUCUCAAGUCUGAAUAUCAUGGUAAUCGAGGAAAACUAAUGUUAUAUUUUGGAAAUAAGAUCUCAGCACCAUUUGAAUCAUUGACAUUAGUGAUUGAAAAUCCAAAUGAAGCUAACUUGGUAGUGAAUUUGGCUAAAAUGCCAACAAAUAUUAUUGAACCUAUGCAACAGAUUGAACAAGUAGUAUUGGUAGAAUGUUUAGAACCAUUUAAAGAGUUACCGGUUUUAAGAAUAUCAUAUUUAGCUGGUUCAUUACAGAGUUUCACAAUCGGAUUACCAAUUUAUCUGACUAAAUUCAUGGAACCAAUUCAGUUGAAUUCACAAGCGUUUUUUGAAAGAUGGAAAUUAAUUGGAGGAGCACCAAGAGAAGCACAAGAGAUUUUUAAAAUUAAAUUAGAUCCUCACAAUCAACAGAAGAUUUUAGAUACUAGUAAGAUUAGAAAGAUAUUGGUUGGGUUUAAAAUGAAUCUUAUGGAAGCUGUCGAUUCAAAUCCGAUCAAUGUCGUUGGGGCUGGGGUUUUAACUAUGGCUAAGGCUGGGAAAGUGGGUUGUUUGUUUAGGCUAGAGCCUAAUGAAGAAGCUAAGCUCGCACGUAUCACUGUACGGACAACUAAUGAUUUAGUUUCACCUGAGAUUCUCAAACUUUUGACUCGUCCAUUAAGACUUUAA
Molecule: messenger RNA, 2859 nt
Organism: Melampsora larici-populina 98AG31
Lineage: Eukaryota; Fungi; Basidiomycota; Pucciniomycetes; Pucciniales; Melampsoraceae
Exons: 11
Coding region: 1-2859 (952 amino acids)
Biological process (GO): intracellular protein transport; clathrin-dependent endocytosis
Cellular component (GO): membrane coat; AP-2 adaptor complex
Molecular function (GO): clathrin-cargo adaptor activity
Source: RefSeq, a predicted model, not a curated record